Xiphophorus hellerii (green swordtail) is the source of this 1952-nucleotide messenger RNA. RefSeq names its product neuronal differentiation 4 (gene neurod4). Gene Ontology annotation, molecular function: E-box binding; DNA-binding transcription factor activity, RNA polymerase II-specific; protein dimerization activity. The transcript has 2 exons. The record is from RefSeq and is a predicted model, not a curated record. Bases 199 to 1275 code for a protein of 358 amino acids. Gene Ontology annotation, cellular component: nucleus. Lineage: Eukaryota; Metazoa; Chordata; Actinopteri; Cyprinodontiformes; Poeciliidae. Gene Ontology annotation, biological process: axon development; camera-type eye development; positive regulation of transcription by RNA polymerase II.
UAAAGCCAAAGCACAUCAGCCUAAUCAUGUCAUUUGGAGAUGAAAGUUCCGAGUGCGUUUAUGGCUGUUUGACUUUGGGACAGUGGCGGAUGACAGUGGAGGAGAAGAAAAAAAAAUCCGCAGCUACUCUGGACUUAUUGCCUGAAUUUCUCAAAGUUCUCUACUCAUUUGCGCAGGGCUGUCUAAAGACAGAUCAACAUGAUGACCAAACACUUUGGCAAAGGUGGGGAUGUGAGUGAGCUGGUCAGCUCCCUCAGCUGGCUUGAGGAGGACGGCAGCUCCCAGGAUGGAGAUGAAAGCCCAGAGAUGCGGAGCCACCACCACAGUCUGACUCUGGGAGGUCGCAUUCGACCCUGCGGAGAAUUUGGCAGUGAGGACAUGGAGGAGGAAGAAGAGGAAGAUGAUGAUGACGAGGAGGAGGUUGAACCAAAUGGAGACAAUGGCCCCAAAAGGAGAGGCCCCAAGAAGAAGAAGAUGACCAAAGCUAGACAGGAGAGGUUCCGUGCCAGAAGGAUCAAAGCCAAUGCCAGGGAGCGAUCUAGGAUGCACGGGCUGAACAAUGCUUUGGAUAACCUGCGCAGAGUGAUGCCAUGCUACUCCAAAACUCAGAAACUGUCAAAGAUCGAGACCCUACGCCUGGCACGCAAUUACAUCUGGGCUCUUUCUGAGGUGCUGGAGAAUGGUCAGUCCACAGAGAGUCAUGGGUUUGUGGAGAUGCUGUGCAAAGGACUGUCUCAGCCCACCAGUAACCUUGUGGCUGGCUGCCUACAGCUUGGACCCACCCCUCUGAUUCUCAACAAGCUUGAGGACAAGUGUGGAGGUCAGGGAGUUGGCGACUCUGUGGGUGGGCAUCCACUCAGCUACCCAUCCCCAGGACUUCCCAGCCCACCCUAUGGAUCCCUGGAAGCAUCCCACCUCCUUCACAUGAAGGGAUUCAAAGCACCUGCGUUCGACAACCCCUCCCCUAACGAGUGCAGCAGCGGCACGCCUCCGUACGACGGACCCCUCACUCCCCCCCUCAGCAUCAGCAGUAACUUUGCCCUGAAGCAGGAGCCUUCUCCACAUGAAUCAGAGAAGAACUACACACCCCACCCUGGUCAACAUGCCCACUACCUCUCAGCCCACCACUUCCCCAUUUCCACAGCUGGUAGCCUACCAGGCGGGGCUCAGUCUCACCCGAUCUUUCAAGCUUCUCGUUACGAGUUACCUCUGGAUGUGGCCUUUGAGUCUUUCACUCCCUCUCACCUGGUCACUGCUCAGAUGGGCACCAUCUAAGACCUAAUGAAACCAGUAAGUGACUGGUCAGAAACUGUCCAUAGAAGUGAAUCUGCCACUGUACUAAUUUUUGGACUGACUGUGUAGAAAAAAAAAAUGGUUUAUGCUGAACCCACUGGGUUCAGAGAGACUUUUCACCUCAACUGAGUCUACCUGAUGCAAACAUGCGACCACGUUUAUCCUGUUAUUUAUUGCUUUAUUGUUUGAUCUUGCAUUGGUGUUUGAACUCUUAAUUGUUUCUGAACAUUUGCCCUGCAGUUAUGAAAGAGUCAAACUAACCAAAACCAACAUAUCUUUGCUCAUGCAGAAAUAAAAUACAACUAGCUGAUGUUUGAACUCAAGAGCUCUGAGAAUAAAUUGAUCCAAAAGUCAUCCAGCUUAAAUCGUGCACAAAGGUCUUGAUUUUUAAGAAAGCAACUAUUUAUAUAUGUAUUUAAUAUUUAUUUUGAUAAUGUCUUGUCCUCUUUUUUUAUAUUCUUCUCUGCACAGUUUAUGUAUCUCCGUCUCCUUGGUUUGUUGCCAUCCAUUGGUAGCUGUACUUAGCUAUUUAUUUUGAGGUCUUUCAGGUGACUUGUUCAUAUUUGUGUUGCCAUUUUUGUCACAUGUACUGUUAAUAUGUUGCUGUUUCGCACUUACUGAAAUAAAUAUUCUUAUAUUAUAUGCUAUUUCCAUAGUAA